GUUAUCUAAAACCAUGGUUAUAGUAAAUUAAAUAUUAACCUCAAAAAGUUGACAUUAGUGAUAACCCGUAUCUGAAAAUGUAAUGUGACAACGCGUAUCUACAAUAUUUACACUGGCAGUUCGUACAAUUGUACACCACUCUCGAAAAAUGUAGUGAAUUCGUCUCAAAUUUCAGAUACGUGUUGUUAAAAACUGAAAUAUUUUUGAUUGAGUCACAUACGUGGUUAUACUCGCAACGUACCAUAAAAACUAAGGUAAACUUCGUAUUAGUAUAGUAUUAUUUUAGUAAUAAUUUUUAGUUACCAUGGCCAAACGUCGUUUAAAGACCAUAUUAAGUUUAGCUGAACAAAAUUGUAUAGAAGUACCAAAAGCUAAUACAGAUACCGAUUUUGCAAGUAUAAUUCUAAAUUCAGAUAUUGUAUUUCUUGACAAAAAUAAUUUAAAUGAAUUAUCAUCAAGUAAUAACUUAGUUGGUAAUGAAACAAACUACAUUAGUGCUGAUGAUAGAAUGAAAUCUACUACAGAAUAUUUAACAGUUGAUGAAAACCAUUUAAUUUUCAAAGCAUCUGAAGAAAUAAUUGAUUUUUCUGAAUUACAUUUUGGUGAUUUAUUUAACUAUGGUGCUACUGACAUAACAAUAAAUAAAGAAAAUGAAGCAAGUAAAGUUACCGAAAGCCUAGAAAAAGUAGAGAGUAGUAGCAGUAACUUCAUUAACCAUGAUGACACUAGUAUGAUUACUUAUGAAAUUGAUACUAAUAAGAGUACUGAAGACAACAACCAAAAAAUCCAAAGACUGGUAAAAAGUUGUUACAUGUUUUGAUUGAUAUGUUCAAAUUAUAUUAUAAUUAAAUUUAUUUUGUUUGUUUAUUCGAUUUGUUAUUUAAAAAAAUUAAUGUAAACCAAAG
Melanaphis sacchari is the source of this 905-nucleotide messenger RNA. RefSeq lists its product as uncharacterized. The transcript is spliced from 2 exons. Lineage: Eukaryota; Metazoa; Arthropoda; Insecta; Hemiptera; Aphididae. The coding region runs from base 305 to 820 and encodes 171 amino acids. The record is from RefSeq and is a predicted model, not a curated record.